AUACUCGAGCACGUCCUUGAACUCAAGCGCCACUCUCGAAUCUGGCUAUGUUCAACUGUAGCUUUCAUGUUCAUUCCUCUCCGUGCAGCUCACCCCUUUCAAACAAAGGCAGAUCGUUCUGGCAAGGAGCCAUGCCUUCAGGAUCUCUACAUCUACUCUUGCACGCCGACACUUUCAGCUCUGAUCAGAUCUAGACACUUGAUAAAAAAGCACGUACCUCCAUCCUUCAUGGCGAUCGGACAAGGUCAACCGGGCGCAGGGAAAAGCAAGGCGUUCUUGGCUGUUGACAGCGAGCCCGAGCUUGUCCAUAAGCUCGUCCCUACGACGGCCAGCCGCACCACUAUUUCUGGUGAUGCAGCCACACGAGUAGGCGCACUCGAAGCUUUGCAGCAGAAAACUUGUCAUGGUAAGCAGGACCACGCGCAACCUUACAAUUCGCAUCUUGUUAUGAGAGACGAAUAUAUGAAGCUGCUCGAUAUCAUGGGGGAGAAAAUCUUGUCGACGUGUCAUACCGCUGUCGGCGACGAGAAGACGCCCAACAAAGCGACUCACCUUGCACAUGGCCUCCAGUUUUCAGGGUUCAAGACUGUUGUUGGCACUCUGUGGGAGGUCGACGAUACUAUCGCAAAACACAUUGUCAAAGCUUUCUACACGAAUAUGUUCAAAUAUUGUAGUCGUUUGGUAAAUUCACAAUUUAUUAAUUUGCAAUUCUCUUCCAUCCUGUUGUAA
Molecule: messenger RNA, 729 nt
Organism: Suillus fuscotomentosus
Lineage: Eukaryota; Fungi; Basidiomycota; Agaricomycetes; Boletales; Suillaceae
Exons: 1
Source: RefSeq, a predicted model, not a curated record